GAGGAAUCAAAGGAGUCAAAGGAGCACUAUGAGGAUUUUUCUACUUAGCUACUAACAAGUGAUCUAAUAGGUUAAGAUAUACAAAUAGGAGAGCUAUGAAUCUCCGGAGAAAGAGCUACAAUCAUUAGACGCCAGUAGUUAUGAUAAUGGAAGGAUUUUAGGGUCCUUACCCUAAGCACAUGGAGGCGACGAAUCAAGAAAUGAAGAGGUACCACGAAACGUCCCUAAACUAGUUUUGGUCGGCGGCGGCUCAACGCUAUUACAACACAGUGACAAGGAGUAGUGGAAAGCUUAGACUUUAAGAAAAGAUAUGGUAGUAUAAAUGAAGAAAAGGAGGAAAUGAGUAGGUUACAGGGAGUAUGAAAGGACUUCAAGAAGUCAAAAGGUCAAGGCGGAGAGGAGGCAUGGUCGUUUACAUAUAACGAUAAAGGACUCUUAUAGAUAAACUACCUCACUAGAGAAGAGGGUACAUGUCCGGGUGGUAUUACCCCGCGACUCCCUACAGCAAUCAAGGAGGAGAAGACUAUGGAUUCGGGUUCCAGUACCAACCCCCUUACUACGGAGAACAAUCAGACCCCUGGGCAUAUCAAGAACAACCUCAUUACCAAGAAGACUUUCUCCCACAACCAGAAGGGCCAUCGGAGCUGGAGUUACCCAUGGCGGCCUUCACGGGCCACUCUGCAGAGCCAUGCUACACUUCACUGGAGGAUCCGAACGAACAAUUAAGGCUUCUCGUGGAGCAGUUUGCUCGAGACACUGAGAAAUCAUGCUCCAAGAUGGAUCUUCAAAUCAAAGCCCUUGCCACUUCCGAUCCCUCAUUUCUCCAUGAUAUGGAGGAGACUGUUCAGCGCUCAGCGAAGCAAACAGAGUGGGUGAAGCAAGUUUGCUCACAUCUUGCUCAAGAUCACCUUUCUGCUGCCACGCUAGAAGAGGUGGAGGAUGACAAAGGCUAUGGGAGCGUUGAGGAGCAUACAGAAGUCAUCACAGAGAACUCCCAUGAUAACCAUGAUCAGGAAAGUCCUUUGGUUGCAGACCACACCUUUCCUCAUUUAUGCUCUAACAUGUUGGGCCCGUGCGAGGAGAUGCAAGAUGAUCCCAUUGAAGAAAUUGCUUGGCGACUUGCUCUCCAAUCUGUUCUAGAAGAAGAAGAGCGAGCAAGGAUGAGGAAGAAAGUUGUGGAUGAUGAGGAAGAAAUAAAAGAAGAGGUGGUUCUUGAUAUUUUCCCAGGGGAGAGACCACAUUUUGAAGAAGGAAGGGGGGUUGAGGAAGCAACUGGCGUCCAGGCUGAGGAUGAAGUUGAGGUGGAAGAGGCAUGCACCGGCCAUGAGUUGCAAGUAAUAUCCCCACCAAACUUUGAGGAACUGCUUGGCAAGGACCCAUUUGCAGUGUCUCUUUGCCAGACCAAGGCCACAUCGACAUCGGUCCCUCUUGGUGGACGCGAUGGUGGCCAAUCGAUGCUGUCAUAUCUGGUUUGGGGCAAUGAGACGAGAGAAGAGAAGAAGAGGUCUCGAGGGUGAAGACUUCAUCUGCAUCAAGUACAUGAGCCUUCAUCACCUGCCACACCACAUGCUCGUGACUUGAGACUCCACCUCAUCGACGAGAACCUCAACUUCAAGGAGGUUCUAGCAUGGACCGAAACUUAGGAGCCAUCGUCUGGCUCACGACGUGAAAGAAGCGCAUGUUGGGAGGCAACCCAACCAGUCGAUUUGCAUUUCUUUCUCUAUUUCUCCUCAGUUGAGUCAGUUUUGUUAUUUGAUUUUAGAGUCAAUAACUCAACCUUUGUGAGACUUUGUGUGGUGUUUGUGUUCUGAUUACUCUCUCUUCCUGGAAUGCACUGCCUGACCCGUACAUCAUCAUUCACCCUUGAUCUGGUAACUUCGUUCUACCCUCCUUAUCUUUCCUCCAUUGAGGACAAUGUCGUGUUUAAGUGUGGGGGGGGGGUGUUCAAUUAUGUAUGCGGGUGAGUGUUUGGCUGUUUGUGUGCUUGGAGCCUAGUCCACUGUCCAAAUUUUUAAAUUUGAGGGCUCCAAGUACGUGUUUCCUUGCAAAUUGCCUGCUCAGUAUGCUUUGAAUUGACAGUCUCUAUAGUAAUGUGCAACCUAGGGAGGUAGUGUAGCACUAUGGAGGAUGUUGAAGUAUAAGAUUUUUCCUAUCUAGCUCUCUGUUGUGCCAGUUGAUUUUGUGAAUUAGUGGAGCUAAGACCGUUGAAUUCAGGUGGUAAUGGUGACUCUGUUUGGAUUAUGUUAUGGACUCGUGUAUCGAACAGGGUGCUCAUAUGGAAAAUGGGAAGCAGUUGGUCCUCCAUGUCAAAAUCAUUAAAUCUUAAACAUCGGGUAAGCCCAACGUGUGCGGCACCGUUCAUUGCACAAAAUCGGGUUUUGGAAGAGAUUUUAGUGAUCCUUAGUGGGGUACUCCUACAAGGUGAAGCUAAGUUGUCUCUAGUACAAGUAAAACUUCCACCCGUUGAACGGUUUGCCUACUUGAGGAUGUGUUUUUAAGGGCACGGAUAGAGCUUCCGACCCCCCUUAAUUUCAUUGACCCUCCACACGAGUUGAGGAAAAGGAGUUAAAAGAAGUACUCUGGCGAGCUCCAGAUGUACAGAAAUUGCUCUUGCUCGACUAAUAAGGGUCGACCGUGCAAAAGACUGCAGUUGGAACCCCACCAAAUGAAAGACAAAUUGUAAAUGAAAGUGAGAAAAAGGGUUCCAAUGGUGAAAUGAAGUGAAAGAGCACCCCGGUACAACGAAUCCUUGGUUGUGAAUGGUGUGAGUCCCUUUAUCCAUGAACUGACUGUCUUACUUCUACUUUUUCUCAUGAUCCUGGUUUGAGUCUAGUACUCGCAUUAAGAGAGAUAGGGAACGUCUUAGAAGACCAGUUGACCUCGUAAGCUGCUAUAUGAUCUAGGAAAUCCUCUACCGACGAUCGGGGUUGUAUGUUGCUAUAGAGCUCUGGAGAGCUGCAUUGGUUUGAGUUAGGUUUGCUUGGGGACAAGCAAACAGUUAAGUGUGGGGGGAUUUGAUGACUUGGUAUUUGCACAUGUUUUCUCCUUUGUUUCUUGAUUGUUUGAGCUUGAAUUAUCGUGUCUUUGGCCUAUUUUACGCUAGGUUGUGUUCCUUUGUCACAUUUCAGGUCCUAGCACAUAAAGUGAAGCAUAGGCGCAAGUUUCAAAUCAAUCAGAGAUCAAUUGACGAUUCGGGAGAAGAAACUCGGGCAUGACCUGAAGAAGAAUGGAUUUCUACCUUACUUUAUGGACAAAUAAUCAUGCAAUCUUUGUAUGAAAAGAAAGAGGACGAGACUACGAGCGUCUGGGAUCAAACGGGGACUGAUUCGGAGUCCGGACGAGGGAGAAACGAAGCAUUAAAUAGAGGCUGAGCAAGCCACACGGGCAUGACCCACACGGCCGUGUGAACUGGCCAUAUGGCCGUGUGGAAAUCACCGAGGGCUCACACGGGCAGCUGGGAAAGCAACACGGCCGUGUGGCCUGGCCGUGUGAGUCGGGAAUUGCUGUUUAAAACCCGAUUUUCAGCAAAAGGAAAGAGGGAGAGCUGGAUUUUGGAUCCCAAACACCCAAGGGACGAACCCUAGAGAGAGAGAGCGACUUGGGAACAUUCUUGGAGCUAUUUUGGAGGAUUUCUUCGCCAUUGGAGCUCGGGAAUCAAGCUUGGAGAUGGAGAUUGAAGAUCUAGAUCAGAUUUCUGCAGUCUCUCUCUUCUCUAUGGAGUAACUUCCCUUCACUUAGGUUUUGAGGAACCCUAGUUCCAUGAGUUAGGAUCUUUCUUGUAUGAAGUUUUGGAUGCUAUAUUGUUUAAUUAUAAUCGAAUGAUGCAUGUUUAUUGAGUCAAUUGAAGUCUGAUCAACUUUUCCUGAUUUCUGCUGCAAUCUGAGAUAGAUAGAAUCUGAUUAGGUUGCUAGAGUCUCAUCAUUCGGUAGUAGGAGAUUGGCUAUACGAGAGUUAGCCAGUUUACUACUUUGUACUGGAAUCCAAUUCCAGUAGUGGAGUUCUGUGCUUAUUUCUUCAUCUUUCUAUCUCGGUGAAGACUAGUCGUCUGCCGGAUAGUUAGACUGAGAGGGCUUGGUCAGCUUAAAAGAUUCCAAGCUACUGUCGGAUCUUCCGCAGUUUAAUCAACAGUAAAUCAACCCAGGGAAAUACAACUUGGACCUAACUAAGGAGCUAGGGGGACUCAUUCCCGAGUGACUCUUUCCUGCUUGAGAAAACCGAAUAAAUUCCUGCUUUAUUUUUGCUUUUAAACAAGAAUCACUCACUUUAGUUGGCUAGAUAACAGAGAAUCACUGAGUAAGCAGUAGAUCUAGACCCCGGGUUGAUAAUAUAACUUGCCUGUUACUGCAUUCCCGGUCUGCGAUUACACUUGGUCGCAGAUUGGUGUUGUGUUUUGGCGUGUCAGCUGAUAGCAAGCCUUUAAAAGGAACAAGACAAGCAACGAGAUAAAUGAUGUAGAGGUUG
Messenger RNA from Linum trigynum, 4461 nucleotides. NCBI's taxonomy places the organism in Eukaryota, Viridiplantae, Streptophyta, Magnoliopsida, Malpighiales, Linaceae. The record is from the annotation of a GenBank genome assembly.